CUCGAAAGUGUUCGGUGGUGAUUCCUGGAUCCCGUCUGGAAAAACGACCAAUUCAGGACUUUUUGUGGGCCAAAGGCAAUUUAAAGCGGUUGCGUGUGCGAAAAUUGCGAAAGUUUGCUGUUCAUUUGUGGCGAAACGGCGGAAAAACGCGAGAGAAAAAAGAUGGUAAUAACUGCUUCCUCGAACAACGAGACGACGACGAUCCGCAAUGGGGGCGGACCAGCGAGGAAUAAUCUGCACGGCAAGGAGCACAAUAACGGCGCCAGCGAGGAUCACAGCUCAGACGAUGAAAAAUCGACGGCGAGUUAUGAGAGUAGUCGCAAGAACGGCGGCGGGGGCAACUCCAACAUGAAAAGUGUGAAGAACAAAACGGGCGAAUAUGAGGCGGAAAAGAUUCGGGUAGGUCGCGAUUAUCAAGUUUUGUGUCCGGAAUGGAUUCCGGAGAAAGAUCGAAAUCCCGAAGGAUUGCCCGAGAAGGCUUUGCUUGUGUGGAGUCCCACAAAAGACAUACCCGAGAAGGAGCUUGAGAAAUAUAUCACGGUGGCGAAGGAAAAGUACGGAUACAACGGAGAACAAGCACUGGGUAUGCUUUUUUGGCACAAACACGAUUUGGAACGCGCAAUUAUGGAUUUGGCGAAUUUCACACCGUUCCCCGACGAAUGGACCGUCGAAGAUAAAGUGCUGUUCGAACAGGCAUUCCAAUUUCAUGGAAAAAGUUUCAACAGAAUACGACAAAUGUUGCCCGACAAAUCGAUCGCGAGUCUCGUCAAGUAUUAUUAUUCGUGGAAAAAGACCCGCGCACGUCCCAAUAUCCUCGACAGACCCGAACGGAACAAGAACAAGCAUGGCAGCGAGAACGGAAGUGAGCCCGGAAGCAACGAAGUCUCCGAUUUGGAGGAAAAAAUCACAAUUGACGAGGUAACGCCACGAUCUUCGCCCAAACAGACGCAAGCAGCAACGACGACGACGAAAAAAGAGGAAGAUGCCGACGCCAAAACGACAAACAGUGACGCGGAGCGACCCAAGAAGGUGUCGUCGCCCUCAUCAAAGCCCGAAAUUGAAAUUACCCAAGUCACGACGAGUAACAAUAACAAGAGACAAGCCCCAACUCCGCCGAGUAAUGCAGCAGCAGCAGCGCCAGGUCUCGACGAAAUCACCAUUGUCCCGAUUGCGAGACAAAAUUCGACGACGACGACGACGAGUGAGAAAGACGGUCCACCGCCCGCGAAACAAAUCAAAUUAGACAAUGCAACGCCAACGGUUGUGGUGCCCGUGUCAACUACGGCAGCAGCUGGCGGUCCCUAGGAAUGAAACGCGUCUUUUCGCACCUACACCGCUGCCGCUCCGUAUGAUAAAACUACCGUAAAAACCUGUAAUUUUUUGUGACCCAUUUUUAAUUUUCUUCGUGUCGUCAUCAAAACAAAAAAAUAUAAAAAAUAUUUUUCAAUGCAAAUUUUAAAUUAAAAAAAUUUGAUUUAGACCAAACUUUUUAAAACUUAAGAUUUCCGAUCCACAAAAAAAAUCUUCUAACAAAAUUUUACCACUUACGCCAUUAAGUUAAGUCGUCGUCGGAAACAUAUUCGUAUGAUAUGAACGCGUGUUUAAUUUUAGCUCAUAAUUAAAAUUUUAUUUUAAUUUUUUCUAACUAAGCAUUAAGUAUAAUAAAAGUAAAUAAUUUAUUUUUUUAAGGGAGUUCUAUAAAAUAAAUAGAUACGAGAUAGGAUAAUAAACAAAAUAUAUCAAAAAAAUAUUUUCAAAUUAAAUUCAGUAAUUUUUUUCGUCAUUUAUUUCAUCAAAAGAUAUUCUUGGCAAAGCCUAAUCAUUAAAUUUAAA
Messenger RNA from Culicoides brevitarsis, 1833 nucleotides. Its product is annotated as REST corepressor-like. The coding region runs from base 163 to 1305 and encodes 380 amino acids. Gene Ontology annotation, cellular component: histone deacetylase complex; transcription regulator complex. Lineage: Eukaryota; Metazoa; Arthropoda; Insecta; Diptera; Ceratopogonidae. Gene Ontology annotation, molecular function: transcription corepressor activity. The transcript has a single exon. The record is from RefSeq and is a predicted model, not a curated record. Gene Ontology annotation, biological process: negative regulation of DNA-templated transcription; regulation of transcription by RNA polymerase II.